This is a messenger RNA of Podarcis lilfordi (Lilford's wall lizard), 14555 nucleotides long. Lineage: Eukaryota; Metazoa; Chordata; Lepidosauria; Squamata; Lacertidae. The record is from the annotation of a GenBank genome assembly.
GCCAUCCGCACUGCCGCCCGCAGAAGGUAGCCUAGCAACCGUUCAAGGGGGCGGAGCAGGAGCUGCGGGAGCGAAGGGCAGGGAGCGUGGAAGGGAGGAAACUGUAGAGGAAAUGGGGGGAGGGGUAGAAAAAAAAGAGUUACAGGAGCAGAAUGUCCCAGUUUAGGGGACAGAGUGUUGUGGUUGGACGUGGUUAGUGGAUUCUGGACCUCCAUGCGUGUUUACUGAGGAGUAAAUGUGUUGAAUUCAGUGAGGCUUAUUCCCAAGUAAAUGCACACCGUCAUAAACACUGGUUUACCUCACAGGGUUGUUGUGAAGAUUUGUUAUUCCUUUUUCCAUAAAAAUUGCACGCCUCUUGUUUCUUUAACCCCUCCCCUUCUGAAUCCCAUGUAAGGCUUCAACAUUUUAUUUUUUUGUUACGUUUUUAACCUAGUACUCCUCUAAAGAGCUCUGUAUGCCACCAUCCCUCUUUAUCAUCAACAACCCUGUGAGGUAGGGUAGGCCGGUGGUGGCUAGCCCAAGAUUGUUCAGCUAACUUGGUGUUUGAGUAUAAGGGAGUCAUUGGAGCACCCCACAAUUGCCUAACUUUGGCUCCCAUAGGUUCAGGUUGGGGGUCACAAGCAAGAGACUUUAACCAGGAGACCCAAGGAAAGCAGCGGCCAGUAGGCCUGAUCUUUAUUGUUGCAACAAGACUACCACAUGGAAGAAGCAGAGAGAAGUCCCAAACAAAGGAUGGCUCCCUGUUUUUAUAAGUUUCCCAACUUCCCCAUAACACCCUUAGUAAAACAUCAUACAUUUGUCAUAACUAUGUCAUAAAUUGGGAGGGGUCUUCUGGCAGAAACCUGAGCACCAGGCUUGCCUUGUCCUCACAUGACCUCCACUUUCCAAUCUUUAGGCGAAACAAAGGUAAGUAUUUACAUUUGCCUGUUUUCCCAGACAAGUUAAGCACACCCUUUGUCUUGACCAAGACCCCAAUCCACUAAGGUUGGGUUUGGGAUUGUUCUUAGAAUGACUACCUGUUCUGGUACUCAGGUGCCAGGAUGCCAGAGAUUAUCACCCAGGCAGUGGGACACACUGAGUAGGGGGUCUCACCCUUCAGGGAUUAUGGCUGCCCCUACCCAUUUCCGAAGCUCUUCCCCUGCUAGCCAUUUUCCCUCUGAGUAGAACAAUGUUGGAAUGGCGUAAAUCUGUCAUUGCAGUGAUUUUAUAUAAAUUUCUAAAGUUUUCCUAUUGACCUAGUACAUAGAUACAUUUAUCAGUGAAUUGCUACAUUUGGUAGCAGAGGCUCUUUGUCUUUGGCUCCUAGUAUGGAGAGGCAAGGCUUGUGGUGGUGGGAAAGAUCUCUCACCCCCCUUCCAAUUUCCCGGUACCAUAACAGUUUGGAUUUGAAUUCAUAUUUUCUCCCACCAAGUUCACUACACCAGCCACCCACAAGACAUGAAGGAGAAUUAAUUUUACUACCACUAUGGAUGAUGAUGAUGAUAAUGAUAAAAAUAAUUUCAUUUCCUCAGUUCUCAAAUAUGAAUAUGAGAAGGGGGGCACUCCAUAUAAUGUCCAAGUAAUCCCUCUGACUUAGAAUAAAACUAAGGUGGUAUUUCUGGAACCUGAUGUGUUUCUCAUAACUUGUACCAGUCUGUGACUCUUGAUGAGACCCAUAUUCCUAGAACAUCCUAUCCCUUUGUGAGGUGGCACAGAAUGUGGUGACAUCAAAGGUGAUAUAGCUUUGGUGUGGCAAAGAUAUGCAUCAUCCUGCGGGUAUACAAAUGACUCCUGCUGCUGACUGGCCACAGUAAUGCAAAGGCCCAGUAAGUAAAAGGUUCUUUAGAUGACAGGUGAGUUCUUGUAAGUUGGAUGUAUUCUAUUUAAAAUACAUAUUAAAAUGUCAUACACUAAACAAAUCUAUAAUAUUAAUCAUAUAAAAUGUACCACAGUUGUUCAUAGAGUAGUGUAACAAACGGGUAAUACUAUCUUUAUUUUUCAGUAGAAUAUAUCCAAAAUGAUAUUAAAUCAUAGAUGACACUUACUCUUGUAUGUUUUAUUCAGGUUUAAUUCUGGGACUGUGCUUUUGAUGCAUUCACUGGACUCUGAUAUUCAUGCUCUACUGUGUUAAUAAGUAUUGUACAUCAUGCCAAAUUUAAACACAGCUUUUAAACCACAAACAUGCCACAAACCCAAAAUUAACCACAGUCAAGUGAUAAGGAGUCAAACCCAUUGACAGCAUUCCUUAACUGCAUUGCCUGCUGCCUAAAUAUGUGAUGUGUUGGAUAGAAAAGAAAAGCAUUCAAUUAGUAGACAAGGUUUUGUUUGUGCCUGUAUUUGGGACUGGGCAAGAAUCCCCCUCACACCAGUCAGGUUGGUAAGGACCCUAGGAGAUUUGAGAUUUCCCUUGUAGUGUGUAGCUCAACCCAUUUGUGUAAGUCUUUUCAAACUAUUAUCCCUGCAUGCACCUUUCUGCAGUGCACUUGCUCCCUUUUUCUUGGCAAACUAUAGUCUGGAACUGUGAGGGGUUGGUGGAUGAAUAGUUUUACACUGGGCAAGGUGCAGACUGGCAGGCUUUUCAGUCCUCUUGACCUCUAUAAUUUUAUCAUCGGUUACUUGAGUUUCUCUUAGGAUUCUGUUUUGGGGAGUGCACUGACAGAGCCAGCUUUGCCCACAGAAUCUCCCAGGUUUAGUUCCUUGUGACUUCACUUAAAUGGGUUUCAAGAAGCAGGGCUGAGAAAGACUACUGUCUUUCCAAGACUAUAAACAUGCUAUAGAGUAAACAAUUUCUGGACUGGAUGACCAGUGGUCUGACUUUGUACUAUAAGAAACUAUAUGGCUGAGCAUCUCAUUCCUAUAGAAAGGGAUCAAUUUAUGCCAGUGGGGUACACAGAGCAAGGAAGAGAGGCCUCUAAGAUUAAUUAUAGUUAGGAGAAAUUGCAACCUGUUUUAGUUUCGUUAUGAGUUUGGAAGUGGGUAGGCUGUAUGCCUGAGCCCUUCUUUUAAUUCCUAGAUCCAGCAUGGAUUCAGUUGCUGAAAUAGCCAGGCCAGCCUGGUAAUGGCCUUCUAAGGAAGAGUCCUUCAGGGAGCAAAGGGAGUGGCUCUGUGCCAGAGGGCAAAUGGGUGGGCCUCCCUUCCCUGGUUGGAAAGACCAAAGGACAGAGCUGAGGGUUGAGUUAUGUGAACUAGAAGCUGGAGCCAAAAACAGUGGGUUGGAAGGCCAGAGAGAGCGAGAGAGCGCCAGGCCUGAUUUCUGCUGGAAUCUAAGGCUGUGGCUAUGAGACAAGCAAGGCCUUCUAGGGGUGUUAAUGCUGUGAACCCUUCCAUUGUAGGCUCAGGUUGUAUAUAUGUGUAAAUAAACCAUAUAUCCUAAAGACACUGCAGUCUCUACUGUGCCUCAUUCCCAAAGGAAACACAAACCCAGGGUAAAUGAACCCCUGGAAUCUUGCACUGCUCAGAAACUAGGGUAGCAUGCAACAGUAUUAAAUGUGGGAGCAGGAAGGCACCAAGGAAGCAAUGAUUAUAACAAACAAACCAAAAAGUAAAGGAGACUAAUGGAGCACCAUCUUGCAGCUUCUCUCAGAAAGAAAAAUAAGCACUGAUUAAUGAUAGUGAAUUAAAUGUCAAAGUGCAAUUUAAUUGAACAGCUGGAAGUUAAAACCGGAUACAUCCAUAUUAGAAGACAGAUCCCAGGAUUUAGCAGACUGUGCAGAUUAAUCAUUGCAACAAGCUGCUGGUGGGAGGGAAAGAAUGUAAAUUUUCCAUUACUCAUAGCCUUCAGACCAAACAGAUUAUGUGGUUAUUUGUAAUGUAAUAGCCCCCCAGUAUUACAAUAGAUUAGAGCAUUCCUUAAAUUAUCUGAGGGAGGUCAGACUAGAUGUUCUCACUGAUUCUUCUGCUGUUGUAGACUAGAUAGGCAUGUCAGGUCCUUGACUAAUCACUGCAUUUGGUGUAGCUCAUUUGGAUACUUAAUUUAACUUACAAAACAUGUCCACAUUUUGUCUAUAUGUAUAAAGGAGAAUUAAAGUCCCCUGAGACUGCAUACAUACCAUAUAUUAAAAGCAUCUGACUUUCCCCAAAGAAUUAUGGGAACUGUAGUUUGUCCCUUGUGUAGCUACAAUUCCCAGCACCCUUAACAAACUACAGUUCUCAAGAUUCUACGGGAAAAGUAACAUACUUUCAAUGCAUGGUGUGUACAGAGCCGUAGAAACCUGCAUCCUUUGUGCCAUUACCAAAACAACAAGAUUGAGGUUUUUGAUCCAGUGGUAGACAGCUGUGCAGUGCAGUGCCAACUCUGCUGUCUCUCUGCUUCUAUCCACUAUAUAACUCUGAGCAGCACAAACUACCAUUUCUGAUGAUUUGAAGAAGUUUAUGUUUCUCAUACUUCAGUAAUUUGAGUAUGGGAAACCAACUCUGUGUUCCAGUUCCUCUGUGCUGCUUCAUAAUUCUCUCCCCGGGAUUUGGAGGGAGUUUUGUGCCUCAUAAUUUCCUCCUCUGAUUUAUAGUCACGGACUCUGUAUAUAGUUGCUGGAACAUUGCCUCCUCUUUUCCACCUCUCUGUUCAAAUAAGGCCUGUCUUUACUUACUUCCCUCCUCACAGGGACCAACCAGAGGAAGCACCAGGCCUGCCCACUAGCUUGUCAUGUGAUGACUCCUUGUGACUCUCUUGUCCCGGGCUGAAGCUGUAACCAAAGAGAUGGAGCUGCUGCUGUGUGUUUUGAUGGUGGUGUUGGGAGGCCUGCAACUCCAGGUAAGCAACAAGAAGGAGAACUGCAGGAGGGUUUUUCUUUGGAAGAAACAGCUGAGAUGGAACCAUCUUAGACUGCCUAGGGGAAAUUUAAGGAUUUCCUUUUCUGUUGCUUUAGAUUCCCCACUUCCUCUCCCCCCAGUCAAACUGAGGUCAAGCUUUUCCUUACCUCUUCUUGGUUCCUUUCCCCCAUCUAUUAUUUUGCCUGUUGUAUAGGAAUGGGUUCAUAUUGGGAGUUCCCCAAUAUGUAAUCAAGCCAUGCUGCUUUAAAAAAAAUCCCAUUCAGCCAAAAAAAUGGCUGCAAGGGAGAGAGAGAAACUGGCUACAUUCCCAACUGUCAGGUUCUCGGUGAAUUGGCCAGUAAUGAUGAGCAGUCUGUACUAGUGGAAACAAUUUCAGGGGCAGGACCAAAUGGCAAAAACUUUGUGUGUGUGUGUGUGUGAAUAUUUGCAGAGGAUAAAGCAUAAGAUUGGAAGCAGAGAAUUGAGUGGCUUCAAAUUAUGAUUUAGUAAAUGGGCCACACGUGAACCAGUGAUAUGUGUGUGUGUGUGUGUGUGUGUGUGUGUGUGUGUGUGUGUUGGAGUCCUGGAGGGAGUGGGUCAGACUUGAACCUCAGGUGCAAAUCUUGACUGGGAUCUUAGAAUUGAUCUUCCAGGAUCUGGAGAGGGAUAAUGUCUCAUAAAUCUAGGAGGAUUCUUUUCAAAGCAAUCACAUUGCAGACUUACCCACAAAACAGUCCGUGUCAAGCUUACUACCCAGGUUCCAUAGCCAGGGAGAUGACAUAAAUAUCUCUUGCUAUGGCAGAGGGGAAGAGGAUGGCAUUCUCUAUUUGAUCCUCUCAGCAGGAGAUGGGAUGAAGUUUCAAUUUUAUACAAAAAAUAAUAAUACUCUCUUUCCCCUCCUGUCCUGAAUGCCAGGCCUCCUCAACAGACCGUUCCUUCCGCAUUGAUUAUGUGAAUAACUGCUUCCUCAAAGAUGGUGCUAGAUUUCGCUAUAUCUCAGGCAGCAUCCAUUACUUCCGUGUCCCACCUGCCUAUUGGAAAGAUCGGCUCCUCAAGAUGUACAUGAGUGGCCUCAAUGCUGUGCAAAUGUAAGUGACCAGAAGGGGAAGUGGCUCUUGGGACUUAUUCUGUGCCACAGUGAAGGACAGAGGCUAAUGACUGCGCACAGGUGCUCCAUUUUUCUCACUGUAUAGUCCUCACUGCAGACUCUGGUCAACAUUUAGAGCAGAGAAGCUUAUGCUGUCUGAAGGUGGAGCUGGCCCAAGUUCCUUACACUGAAAACGUGCGGCCCAGAUGACAAAUACAUGAGCCUGUUCCAGUACAGCUUUCUUUUAAAAUGGAAUCACCUCCACUCUCAUCCCAACCUGAAAGCUGAGGGAGAAAGAUUUCUGUUCAUGUCCCCUCUGUUCCUUGUUAUAUUUAAAUGUUUGGCCAUACUAGGCUGAGAACCAGUUGUAGAUGAACUGCAAAGAAGGAAGAUGGGUGGUGUUUCUGGCACCUAUAAUAAUUACAUCGCAGAGGAAAUGUCAGUGGGGGUAGCUUAUUAUGCAAACUAUACCUACUGAAAUUCCCUCUUCUGCACAACUAUUAAAGGUGCAAGAGCUGUGUCCUCUUUUGGAUCUGGUCAGCCUAGGCCAUAAGUGUGUGCACUGGUGGAGGAAGAGGAUUGCAGGGGGAGUGCACCGCCCCCGGCAACGCGAUCCCGGUGGGGUGCCAUCAUGGCUGCUCGCCUGCUCUGGGUGCCACGCCCCCACAGGUGGCAUGCCACGCCUCCAGGAUGCGCUCCAGCCCCGCCCCCGCCUGCUCUCCGUCCCCCAGUGCCAGAGCAUGAAGCUCCACCACUGAGUGUGUGUGUGUGUAUAAUUUUUAAAUUUGUAUACCAGCCUUCGUUUGUAUGUCUCAGAGGAAUUCACAACAUAAAAUUACAAUAUAAAAAGAGUAACAAAUUCUUGCCCUGUUAAUCCUCAAGUAUCUCUUGGGGUGUAUCCUCCUUGUCUCACCUUCUUAUUUCAAACUGAAAUAUGUAUUUUCACCCUUCAGCUAUGUGCCCUGGAACUACCAUGAGCCACAGCCUGGUGUCUACAACUUUUCUGGUGACAGAGACUUGGAAAAAUUUCUGAACUUGGUAGCCGAGUUAGACCUUUUGGUGAUCUUGCGACCUGGACCCUACAUCUGUGCUGAAUGGGAGAUGGUGAGUGCUGGGCAAAAGAUUCAGAUGGGCUAAGACUCACUUGCAGUACCUGAAUGCUGCACAAUUCACCUCUCUCACAAUUCACACAGGGUUGCUAGUCACUGAUCAUUUUAUCCUCUUUAACUCCUUACCUUGCCUUAUCUCUCUGAGUUUUCAGCUUUGUCUUACCUUUCUAGGUUUUUAAUCUUCUACUUUUUCUCUACAUUAUCUUUCCCAGUUCUUGAUCUCUACACAUUUUCUUGCUCUCAUGGCUUCAGCACCUUUUUUAUGAUAACAAAUCUGAAACCUACUUUUCCGACCCUGGAUUCUUGCCUUCUGACCUUUCCACCAUUUCUUAUUGAUUUGGAACAGGAGAGGAGCAACUACGGGCCCUGACAUUAUUUGAACUGUUUACCUCUUGACCUUCUUUCCUAGGGUGGCCUUCCAUCCUGGCUGUUGACAAAGCCAGAUAUUGCCCUGCGCACAACUGACUCAGGUAAGAUAGAACUAGAGGGAGGGGGCAGACCCUCUGGAUCUCGUGUUCAAUUCUGUAGAUUUAUUUAUUUCAUAAAAUUUAUAUACCACUUGACUGUAGAAAACCUCAGAAUGGUUUGCAAAAAGAUCAGGGGUUGCAUUUGCAUUCCAUUUCCCAUCCACCCCAGCCAUCAUUGUUCAGGAAUGAUCGGAAUUAUAAUCCACAAGAUCUGGAGGGUUGUAAGUCCUAAAUGGUUGGUGUCUUUGUGUGGUUCUGGCUGCUUCAUAUCAAGCUGUUAGAGGGCCAGUCAUCUGGGCCUUCCAACUUCCAUGUCUCUUCCACAGAAUUAAAGCAGCCCAUGUGAGUGGUAUAUAAUGGCCAAGGGGCACUUUCAGACCUUUUCUCUGUACACAGUACCACAAUUACCAAUUCUUGUCUUAGCAAGGUGUUGGAAAUAGGGAAAAGGAGCCCCAGUUGUUGCCUGAGCAAGCUGAUUCAUGCUCCUAGAUUACCUGCAAGCUAUGGACAGAUGGUUGGGAGUCCUGCUGCCCAAGAUCAAGCCUCAUCUCUACCACAAUGGAGGCAACAUCAUCAGUGUCCAGGUGCGUGCAGCAUAGGCGCAUUGUGUCCCUGGGCCUCUGGUUGCACCUUCAGAGGUUCCCUGAUGUGAAACAUGUACCAUACUGAGCCUUAGGUAACUUAUUAUUGGAGUACAAGUGUAUAUAGACCAGGCUCUGUUUGGUGGAUCUCAAUAUUUCAGUUAAAAACAAAGACAGAAGACUGCUCACUCCUGCCUUAAACCACUGCUUUGUGCCUGCCUCCCCCUGUCCAGUAGGAGGGACUUGUAAACAAUAAAGCCCUUCAGGCAUCCUUGGAACUUUCAAGAACAGUAUUUUUCCUCCUUUACAAAGAGCAGAGGUGCACCUAUUUGGGUGACCAGCAAAUUGGGUUGGGCAUCAUCCUGCAGAUCUAGUGCUUGACAAGAGAGGCUCUAUACAAAGACAUACCACACACCUUUUUCUUUAGGCAGGGUGUGGGCUCUGAGUCACCUUUCUUUAAUGCCAGCUGUUCCCCAGGCAGGUGGAGAAUGAAUAUGGGAGCUACUAUGCCUGCGACUAUAACUACAUGCGCCACCUACUGGGUGUCUUUCGUGCCUCCCUGGGUGAGGAAGUUGUGCUCUUCACCACAGAUGGCACCUCAGCAUCUGAACUCAAGUGUGGGACACUGCAGGGCUUAUAUGCCACGGUUGACUUUGGACCAGGUAGAGUGAUGUUGGGUGAGCUCUGAUGCGAUUGGAAGGAGGUAGGAAGGAAUCUUGCUUUGACUUCUGCUCCUUUCUUUGCCCUUUGACAGAAGAAAACGUGACGGAGGCAUUUAUGCUGCAGCGACUGUAUGAGCCAAAGGGACCACUGGUGAGAGCCUCUGGCCUUUCCGUGUAGAAGAAUGGCAUCUCAUGCCUUAAAUUAUGCUUACUCCUUCCUUGGCACCCAUCUCCAAAAAUAAUCUGGCUGCAUCUUAACUGAGCCAUCUUCUGUUUUAUUUCCACCCCUUAUACUUGACUGCCAUGACCCUUCUGUAGCAGUUUCCAAGGCAGCCAGAGAGUCAUGCAUGCGAAAUCCUCACUUGCCCCAGCAGUUACUGAGCUAUGAGACCAAAGAGCUUGUAGUCCAAUGCUUUCAGGAGUCUCUUGAUAGGCUAUAAACUGGCCUGUCUUCUUUGCAUGAAAGCAAAUUAUUCCAGAGCCAUAAUCCCAUUGCUGUGGACCUUAUCACACAAAAAUUGGUUGGAAGUUGCAUAUUGCCCAGUGUUGCAGUGAAAGCUACAGUCACACCACAUAGCCUGUCCUGGGCAUUAUAGGUGUGAGGUCUGGUACAAUGAGAUUCCAACACAGAGGAGGGAGCAAACUUGGUAUUUCCUAUUCCCAGUACUUUAGCAGAAGUGAUGGAACUGACCUGACUGCUACUGCUCCAUAAAUGUUUUAAUUCUGCCUUCCUCCUAGGUGAAUUCUGAGUUCUACACUGGCUGGCUGGAUUACUGGGGUGAGGCACACUCCACAAAAAGUGCUAAGAAAGUGGCUAACAGCCUACAGAAGAUUCUAGAAAUGGGAGCCAACGUCAACAUGUAACCGUGAGGCCAUAGGGGAGAGUGGGCAGUGGGGCACAAGGGAUGGUACAAAGAAGCAAGUGCUAGUGCCAAAAUGCCAAUCCAUAGCUCUUUGCUUCAUCUUGUUAACUGUGAACCUCUCAUUUUGCCUUAGAGGUGUGUGCAUGCCACAUUUUCACGUCUUUUUUGGCCAUUUCCCUAGCAGACAAAAAUUCCCUUGCAGAACAAGAGUAAGGUGCAUGGUCUUAGACAGUGCCCUAGGCCAAAGACUAGCACACUUCUAUUCCAAAGCAUUCCCCAACUGCUGCACCACAUUAGUUCACAUAUAUUUGUUUCCUAUUCCACUGCCUGUCGUUGCCCCUUUAUUUAAAUAGGAGGGUAACUCUUCCUGUGAUAUCUGACUUUCUUCCAGGUAUAUGUUCCAAGGUGGCACAAACUUUGGUUACUGGAGUGGUGAGUUUCUAGCUCCUUAGGGCAACUAGGGAGACUUAGCUUCUGGCCAGAUGAUGGAGGUGUUGGGGGGCACAUAAGAGGCACUUGCUUUUCAUACCUUCUCUAUCCAGGUGCUGAUUACAAGGAUGGUUACAAACCCAUAACUACUAGCUAUGACUAUGACGCACCACUCUCAGAGGCUGGAGACCCUACUGACAAGCUGUAUAUCAUCCGCUCAGUCAUUAGCAAGGUAACAAUACAGCCCUCUUCUAUCAGUGGGUGGAAUGCAGUUACUGAAGACAUUUUCGAUUGCCCAGGUUUUUGGUUCUUAACCUAUAUUGUUCUUUGGGUAUGAUUUAUGACCUAUUUUUGGUGCUAAUCUUUUAAUGAGGUGGAAUCCUUUUUAUUACUGCUUUUGGAAAAAGAUCUUCAUACAUUUUUAUGCAUAUUUAUUCUGUGAUUUUAAAUGGUUGACAAGUUGUUUGGUAUUUUGAAAUAUUUUGUAAAUUGUUUUGAGACAUUUUUGUAGAAAGUGAUGAAUCAAUGCAAUAAAUAAAAUAAGCAGCCACCAGCCAAGCAGCAGAUUUGAGGAGGAAGAGGGAACAAGUGUUUGAGAGACUGUGUGCGUGGGCACGCGCACAUGUGCAUGUAAGAGGCUCUAACAGUAUAACAUCUUUACUCAAAAGUAAGUCCUACCCAGUGGGGCUUAUUCCCUGUUGCAUCCAUGCCAUACAUGGUUUGGAAGUUGUAGAUGAUGUACUUUAGCACAGGCACAGAAAUACAAGGUACUUUUAGUUUUCAUUAUUUAUUAUUUUAUCCUAUCCUUUCUCUAAGCUCUGGGUAGCUUUGCAAGGUUCUCCUACCCCCUUUAUCCUCACAAGAUGCUGGUGAAAUGAGUUAGCCUGAGUGAUUGGUCUGCUGGUGUACUGCUUCUGACAGCAAAAUGUUUUGAGCUGGCUUGCUUCCCUAACUACCAGCCCAACUCCCUUGACAUGGUGUUUUCUUUUUUAAAACUUCAGUUUCAGGAGCUGCCCGCAGGACCAAUGCCACCCCCUACCCCAAAGUUUGCAUAUGGAUAUGUAUCCGUACCCCAGGUGAGUGAGAGCUAGAAACCAUUCCCUUACAAGUGCAUGUCUUUAGUUGGAUGAUGGAGUGACUUUGCUCUCUUGUGGGCACCUUCCUGAACUUUCAGUGUGUUGCAGCUGAGGUGCAAGUUGGUAAGGCAGGAAAGCAAACUGGGGAGAAGCCUGAAGGAAGUGAAAUGGGAGCUGGUGGAAAGCAGAGGAGCCUCUGUGAUGAUUGUAUAUGAGAGACUGCACAUGUAAAGAUAGGUACAGGGCCUUCUUGGUGGUGGCCAACAGACUCAUUUUUAGAUUGUGAUUAAAGUGGUUUUUAUUUCUGAAAACAUUUUAUGAUUGACUCUACAAUCUUUAUUUGUUUUCUCCUGGUUUUAGUGUUGCUGUAUCCUUAGCUUUGGGGUGAUAAGAAAAUUAACAAUAGCCAUUUGGGUGGGUUGGGGGAAGCAUACUUGAAUAAUUGAACAAUUUAAAGGCUAUACAUGAACCCAUCAUCUUUUCUGUAGCGUGUGGCCUUGCUGGAUGUUCUUGCCAUUCUCUCGCCUUCCUUGCCAUUCUAUUCCUCCUAUCCUAUCACCUUUGAAGCUCUGAAGCAGGUAAGAAAGUAGAUUAAGAGUCUGGGUCAGCAAAGGCCCAUGGCUAUUUCUGCUUAAGAGUCCCCAGUGGGAUUGCAGUUGACACCUCUUGCGGAUUCUGUUCUGCAUUCCAGGCCCAUGGCUUCAUGCUCUACCGGACCCUUCUACCGCAGGAAAUCGUGGAGUCUGCCUUGCUCAGUGCCUCUAGGAAUGGGGUCCAUGAUCUUGCCUACGUUCUGCUCAAUGGAGUAAGGUGGAGAGUGGGGCCCUUCCUAGUGGGUAGGGAAGAUUAUUACUUAGGUAAACUGAAGGGUAUAACAAGUCCUAGGCCCACACUCUGGUUCACUGCAUUUUCAUAGGAUGGGUCAGAGCCUGGAGCACACAGGAGCUUUGCUUCAGCUCUGUCUUGGAGCACCAGCUAACCUUAUUUCUUUCCUGCUUCAGGAGUACCAGGGGACACUGGAAAGAGACAGAGUGAAUGGGAUCAAUAUAUCGGGCCAGCUUGGGGACACAUUGGACUUGGUGGUGGAGAGCAUGGGUCGCAUCAACUUUGGGGCCAAUGACAGUGACUUUAAGGUGCAUUUGAAAAGGGAGCCUGGGGCUACUACUGCCAGAAUAGUUGGCUGAAGGAUAACACUUCCACUACUGUCCAUUGGAGGCAUGCAUGGUUGGCGUGGACUUAAAGGCUGCUGUCUCAUACGCAUACGGGAGUAACUAUGGAAUUCAAACUGUAAUACUGUACGAUCAUAAUCAGCACAUUACUAUGGCAACCACAGGAAGAAAAGUCAUUAAGUGGUCCACCAAGGCACUCGGCAAUUUUCAAGUUGUCUGUGGGGAACCACUGGACUAGAGUCUAAUGAAAGAAGUGAGGGCCUUCUCUGCUUUUUGGAAUGUUGUAUUGUGCUGCCUUAGGAAAUGGGCUACAGUAGAGCUGAAGUGGGGCAGUCCCACUUUUUAGCUGCUGCAAGAUCUGAUGUGACUUAAGUCAAUAAUGUGAAUGGCAAAAUAGAUCUAAGAAUGAACACUCAGGGGUGUUGGGGUGCACUGCUGUGCUAGUUAUUUGCCAGCUAUCUACUCCACCAUCUCCUCCUGUGGGUGCUUUUCUAACCUUAUUCUCGACUGCACCUAACCUACCUCUAACUUAUCUUUGUGCCCAGGGUCUGAUCCACAAUAUCACAUUGGGUACCUCCAUACUCAGUGACUGGAUCAUCUAUCCCCUAGACAUAGACACAGCUGUAGCCCAUGCAUGGCCGCCAACUGCCCAGUCAAGCAGUGGGCACACGGGACCUGCUUUCUAUACAGGAACAUUCACAACACCGGGCAUCAGCGAGGACUCCUACUUGAAGCUCCCAGGUUGGACCAAGGUACUGAAAUCCUCAGAUUAACUCCAAUUUAUUCAAUUAUUAAACGGAUACCUGCCAUAAAAAUUAUUCAAUUAUUAAACGGAUACCUGCCAUAAAAACUCCCAUUGUUCUUUUGUGACAGGGAAUUUCAUUAGCGCAAGCAGUUUCUGCACUCUGGGCGUAGUACUGCACCUAAAAUUUCAGAUUAGAACUGCAGAGUGGAAGGAAAGGAGGACCAUUUUCUGCCUCCCCACUUCCAGCUAUUCUCUGAAGACUGGAGAAGAGACCCUCUUAAGAAUAUUGGGGGCAGGGGGCAGGGAAGGAGUAGACCAUGUUAAAAAAUGAACAUAUUUUAGCUGCAGCUCAUUCAUUUUCAGCUUUGUAUUCUUGUUAUAAAAAGGGUGCCUAGACAUUCCGUUGUUGCGCCCAUAACCUAGGUUUUAGGUGCCAUUUAGCUCCUAGCUUUCAUCUCUGUUUCUAACACUAAUACCCGCCCUUCCUCCUAUGGCAUCAUAAUGAGUAGACCAACCUUCAUUGAGACAGCUAUGUUCUUUCCCUCAGCUUUUCUGCUGUGUCUAGCUAUGGGCAAAGGGGCCCCUGCCACCCAAACAGCUAGUUGCCACUCUUACACAUUGAUAAUCUUAAAACAGUGGCUGGAGAAAGGGUAAUAGUAUCAAACUAAUGGUAUAUUAAAUGUUAAGGCCAUGGAAAUAAAGUCAGUCUAUGUCCACCUACUCCCUAAGAAAUUGUGCUUAAAAUCAGUGCAACGUGUUUUGAAGGAAACAUGUUUCCCACUGCACCCAUCAAGCUGUGUUUGUUUCAAAUGAUCUAGGCAUAAAUAACAGUAGAUAAAAGUGGCUGUUGGAACCAAGAAGAGUAGUGUUUCAGGGUGCUCCAAAAAAUGUAUUGUUUUAUAAAAGCCCCUCUCACGUUUUCACCCAGGGUCAGGUCUGGAUCAAUGGUUUCAAUCUGGGCCGGUUCUGGCCAGUUCGUGGACCGCAGCAAACUCUCUAUGUGCCUGGCUCAUUCCUCAGUGGCUCAGCCAUCAACACUGUCGUCGUUCUUGAACUGCAGGAAGCCCCAGAUAAUCCCAAAGUGCUUUUUGUUUCCCGUCCCCUUCUCAAUGUUACCUACAACUACACCCACAAAGACAGGAAGUGAGAGGAAUUACUGUCCAGCUACGAAGUUGCUGAGAUCUGCACGUGUUACUCCAAGGGGAAGACUGAAACCAUCACAAUGUAGGAGGCAAAUGAAUAGAGGGCACUGUCAGAUGAAGGUUCUGUGCUUUUAAAGAGUAACCCAGGUAAAAAAACAAAACUAGAAACAGAUUGUAAGUAUUCAAAACCGUUCAGCGGAGUAGCCUUCACAGCUGCUGCUGUAUAGGGCACAUUACCAUGGACAGACUCUUGGUGCCUUAAUAUGGUGUUUUAGGUACUGGACCUUGGAUUAAAUAUUCAUACACCUACCACAGUUCUGCAUUGUAGUUGAUUCAUUCAUGAUACUUUGAGAGGCUGGGGCAGGGGGAAGAGAAAGGUAUGGGGAAAGGCAAAUAAGAAUGGCUCCGGUUGGAAGCUGCCCAAACAAUGCAAUGAAAAUAGUGGUGGCGGCCAUCCAAAGGGUGGCAGAGAUUGAUGACAUGGCACAACAAUACCC